Messenger RNA from Melanotaenia boesemani (Boeseman's rainbowfish), 4068 nucleotides. RefSeq names its product synaptosome associated protein 91b (gene snap91b). The transcript is spliced from 24 exons. Gene Ontology annotation, cellular component: clathrin-coated pit; clathrin-coated vesicle; extrinsic component of presynaptic endocytic zone membrane. Gene Ontology annotation, molecular function: phosphatidylinositol-4,5-bisphosphate binding; SNARE binding; clathrin heavy chain binding. Lineage: Eukaryota; Metazoa; Chordata; Actinopteri; Atheriniformes; Melanotaeniidae. Gene Ontology annotation, biological process: synaptic vesicle budding from presynaptic endocytic zone membrane; clathrin coat assembly; clathrin-dependent endocytosis. The record is from RefSeq and is a predicted model, not a curated record. The coding region runs from base 813 to 2600 and encodes 595 amino acids.
CUAGUGACCCCACGUAGACACAUCUUUAAGAUUGUCUUGAAAUAUUUGUGAGUUGACGAAUUGUGUGAUUGUGUCAUCCAACAGUUACCGCGAGCCCUGUGAGGAAGAAGAGUCUAUACAGGUCUAAUAAAUAAACAAUCCAGAGGCAAGAAGGAAAUUCCCGUCUGUUUUUUCCUGUUCCAGUGCGUCGUGCGCAGCGCAGUGUUACCACCGGGAGCGGUACACAUUUUCUAUCGGUCUGAGGGAAAGACCACAGCAGCGGAGGCGACGGACACAUAAAAAGAGGACGAAACCUCCGUGUCUGACAGCCGAAGAAGAAAAAGACACUGCGGGUUUUCCGCUUAUUUUCAAAGCUCUUUUAUCCCGAAGCACCGAGGCGGGAGGAAAGGCGGUCAAACCUGAUGUCCCGUUUUGAGUAGUGCUGAUUUGCAUUAUUUAAUUUCUCACAAUCAUUUUUUUGCGAUUAGAGAGGUUUUGAUCGUGUAACAUUUUUCAUCGGCCUAUCUGUCUCUUUUACAAUAAUUGCUACUGGGUGAGGAAAUAGCUUUCAUUGCCCGCUAAGUGUUACAUAACCGAGUGGCUUUAGCUGUCCAAGGUGCUGAACUGAACGGUCGAAACCUAACGGGACGAGCUGUGGGGAAUUUUAAGCCUCGCGUCACAGGCCUUUCAGUCGGGAGGAGGAAAGCACAGGAUUUCAUCUUACUGAACCGACGGGAAGCCGCUGGGUUAUAUUCUAAUACAUAGCCUAUAUUUUCUUUAUUUCGACCCGUGGUGAAAUAAAAUCCUAAGGUGGUCGAUUCAACGGAGAGAAAAUGUCGGGGCAAACGCUCACGGAUCGCAUCGCCGCUGCGCAGUACCAGCUAACGGGAUCAGAUAUGGCCCGGGCUGUCUGCAAAGCCACCACUCAUGAAGUGAUGGCGCCCAAGAAAAAGCACCUGGAAUAUCUGGUGUCAGCCACCAAUACCACCAACGUGAACAUCCCUCAAAUGGCUGACACACUGUUUGAGCGAGCUACCAAUGCCAGCUGGGUGGUUGUCUUCAAGGCCCUCGUUACUACUCAUCACAUGUGUGUCCACGGCAACGAGAGGUUCAUUCAGUAUCUGGCUUCCAGGACCUCCUUGUUCAACCUCAGCAAUUUCAUUGACAAAACCGGCUCUCAUGGCUACGAUAUGUCUACGUUCAUCCGGCGGUAUGGACGGUACCUAAAUGAGAAAGCCUUCGCUUACCGCCAGAUGGCUUUUGACUUUACCAGAGUCAAGAAAGGGGCUGAGGGAGUGAUGAGAACCAUGACCACUGAGAAGCUGCUGAAAGGAAUGCCAGUUCUGCAGACUCAGAUUGAUACACUCCUGGAGUUUGAUGUUCAUCCCAAGGAGCUGAACAAUGGGAUCAUCAAUGCUGCAUUCAUGCUUCUCUUCAAGGACCUGGUCAAACUGUUUGCUUCCUACAAUGAUGGAAUCAUCAACCUAUUAGAGAAAUUUUUCAAGAUGAAAAAGAAUGAAUGUAAGGAGGCCUUGGAGAUUUAUAAGAGGUUCCUGACCAGAGUGACAAAAAUUGGGGAAUUCAUGAAGCUGGCUGAGACAGUUGGAGUGGACAAAAACGACAUUCCUGACAUCAACUAUGCUCCCAGCAGUAUCCUGGAGUCUCUGGAAACACAUAUGAACGGUCUGGAGGAUGUAAAAGGUGGAAAGAAGGGUGAAGGUGAAGGGUCUCCAACAAAGGGGUCACCAACAAACAACGUGUCUCCAACGUCAACUCCUGCCAAAUCUUCAAAUGCUGUUCCCACACUGCAGCCUCCUCCUGGAGACGGUGCCGCCAGUGCAGCAGCUUCAGCUGCUCCUGAACCAGCUGAAGAUUCUCUGUUGGACCUGGAUCCUCUGUCCUCCUCUGGUCCUUCAGCACCAUCAGCUGCUCCAACAUCUUGGGGGGAUCUUCUUGGGUCAGAAAUGGGCGAUUCUUUGCUAUCUGAACCCACCCUCACCGCAGAGCCUGCCCCCUCCCCUGCAGCGGCAACGCCCACUCCUGCAGCGGCAGAACCCGGAGUCUCUCUAGCUCCUCCCACUAGCACAGCAGCCGCCACUUCUCCUGGUGCCAUCAAUAUGGACCUGUUGGGAGAGACCUUUGCAGCACCUGUUUCUGCUCCUGCUACUGAGGCCUCUGCAGCAGCAACAGAGGGUGGUGCUGCCGCUGCAUCCACCCCAGCUGCCAACACUGGAGCUGAGUCCACAGGAGGAGAUGCCACAUCUGCAGCUCCUGCUGCCUCUGAUGCUGAGCUGAUGUCAGUAUUUGAUGGUCUAGGUGAUGUAAUGAAGCCCACUGUGACCCCUCAGGCGGGUGAUGCUGACACCUCCAUGGCUAAUAUGGCUAGUAACCUCACAAUGGGAACUCCAGCGGCCCCUCAGGUAGCUCCCCCCAGUUGGGGUGCUCCCAUGGCCGGGGCUCCAGUCACUGGAGCACCAAUGAUGCCCAUGGCCAGGCCAGGAUUCCCUGCACCCGGAGUGACCCCAGGAGCUCCGAUGUCUCCUGGAAUGGCCCAGAGCCCCAGAAAGCCCCCACCACCCAGGAAUGCUCUGGAUGAUCUAAAUAUCAAGGAUUUCAUGUAGACUGCCUGACCUAUAAACCCCAAGGUUUGUCUUUGUGUCUGGAGCUCUGUGGAUGUGGAUGUCUGCACUCCCCCCUCCCACCCCUUCAGCCAGUCAGCCAUCAUCUCUUCUAUCUUUGCCCUUUAACCUCCUUCUAGUCUUGACUCCUCCUUAAAAAAAAGCCCUCCUUAACUAAUGUUGUAGCACAACUGUGAAUGUGAACCCUAGAUACAGAAAACUAAAUUCCGUUAAAGUGUGUGUGGGUGUGUGUGUAAUUCAGUGUUAAACUUUACUUAAUAUACAACAGAAAAGAAAAAAAAAACAGUAAAUGUGUAUUUAGAUUCAUCCUGGAUUUUGGCAUAUCAGCUGGUCUUGGAAUGGUGGAUAUGUAUUGGUUUCUUUGCGCAUCUCCCAGACAAGGACUGUGUUGUUAAAUGUGAACUGUUUUCGGUGUAACUUCACUGGCAUCCCCUCCCCCCACCCCUACCCCGCCGACCCACUCCCACUCUUCUACCCCUAAUGUCCAAUCUAAUAUGAGCUGUGUUUAAUGUCAUCAAGGACUUGGUUGUACCCAUAUCUACCUGGCCGUUCAUCCUCACACCUGUUUACUUCAAGUUUUUGGCAAAUUCCAAAUGUACCAUAAUGCAACUUGCACUGGAAAUCUGGACUCAUCAUUGAGCACUUGAACAGUGUUCAGUUUCAGUUUUUCCUUAUGUUUUUUUAGGGAUGGUAUAAAACAUGCAAAAAUUUAUGUACUGUAUGUCAAACUGACAUAUGCAUUUUGGACUAUUUUAAAUUAAACACAUAUUUUCUUUAAUCUUUAUUCUGAGAAAAAAUUAUCCUAUAUUUUAGUUACCUUGAAUGAUAAAAAAAAGGCAAGUAGACAAAUUUAUCCUCUUUCUUUGUACAUACUUCUCAGUAAUAAGAAGUGGUAUUGGCUGGAAGUGUUACCCAGAGUGUGUUUUGUUGCGCCCUUUGCUGGUGUGGAGUGAUACUGCAUCAUCGCAUGCAACACAGGUCAAUCUGGGAUGCAUUUUAGUGCUCUAAAAAAAGGCUUCUUUUCUUGUGUUGGUCUCACCACAAGAGGAGUCAAUGACAGGGACAUAGAAGUAAGUGUGAUUGAAUGAGGCCUCAGUUCUUUAUGGCUCAUUUCUGAUGCAGUACAUUUGCUUAUGCGCUGCACCUGAAAUUGUAGGGACUCACUGUAAAGCACUUGUGUAAGCUGGAUUGUUUCUGUGUAUUAUUUAUUUUAAAAAAAUUGACUGUAUCUUAAUCCAUUGUGGCAUUAACAAUGUGUUAAAAGAAAAAUAAAGAUGACUAUGACUCAUCAAACAAAAAGUAUGUGGAUAAGUAAUGUUUGCUAAGUAUACAUAUGAAGGCUGUUUCUUUUUUCUUUCUAUUUCUUCUUUUUUUUUUUAUAAUGGAUGGUAUCAUCCUCCCUCCCACCUGCAUGUGAGUCAAAAUGAGAUGCAAUAAAAGACAAAUACAC